This is a messenger RNA of Melanotaenia boesemani (Boeseman's rainbowfish), 2394 nucleotides long. It is a transcript of the gene chrnb1, whose product is annotated as cholinergic receptor, nicotinic, beta 1 (muscle). Gene Ontology annotation, biological process: chemical synaptic transmission; signal transduction; nervous system process. Gene Ontology annotation, molecular function: transmembrane signaling receptor activity; acetylcholine-gated monoatomic cation-selective channel activity. The transcript has 11 exons. The record is from RefSeq and is a predicted model, not a curated record. Lineage: Eukaryota; Metazoa; Chordata; Actinopteri; Atheriniformes; Melanotaeniidae. The coding region runs from base 145 to 1629 and encodes 494 amino acids. Gene Ontology annotation, cellular component: synapse; postsynaptic membrane; neuron projection.
UCCAAAGUAGCCAAAUCAAAACUCGAAGUUGAAAAGUUCAAGAGGGGUGCACAGAAGAGCAAAAGAAAAAGUUUAAGAAGCUGGGUUAACUCACAUAAGGAUCUGUUUUGAGGAAAAGGGAAGGCUGGUUCAGGGGAGGUCACCAUGAAAAGUCUGGAUAUGUUCAUGUUGGCAUGUUGCCUAUACAGCCUGAGCACAUUAGGAGGUGCUGCUGACAUGGAGCAGGCCCUCAUGAAAAAUCUCUUUUCAAACUACAACCUGAAGGUCCGGCCAGCACGCAGCCCUGAGGAGAGGGUGGUGGUUCGUGUGGGAAUGAUCCUGUCCUCCUUCGUCGGCCUGAAUAUGAAAAAUGAAGAAAUGAGCACAACUGUUGUCAUGAAUCUGGAAUGGACAGAUCAUCGACUGGCAUGGAAGCCUAAAGAUCAUGAUGGGAUUGAGGUGUUACGUAUCCCCUCUGGGAAGGUGUGGCUCCCUGACAUUGUCCUUAUUAAUAAUAAUGACGGGGUCUUUGAUGUGGCACUGCAUGUCCAUGUUCAAGUUUAUAGUAAUGGCAGAGUAACCUGGACGCCCCCUGCUCUCUACUGCAGCGCCUGUGGAGUCCAGGUUACAUAUUUCCCAUUUGACUGGCAGAAUUGCACUAUGCAGUUCCGCUCCUACACAUAUGACUCAACAGAGAUCGACCUGCAGUAUGCACUGGACUCCAAAGGCAAUGAGAUCCGUGAGAUCCAGUUAGAUGAGGCCUUCAGUGAGAGUGGAGAGUGGCACAUCAGGCACAAACCAAGCAGGAAAAACAUGAAUGAUGAUCUGUAUGAGGACAUGACUUUCUACUUGAUCAUUGAGAGGAAGCCUUUGUACUACAUCAUCAACAUUAUCAUCCCUUGCAUUCUCAUCACCAUCAUCGCCAUCUUUAACUUCUACCUGCCUCCAGAUGCAGGUGAGAAGAUGGGCUUGUCCAUCAAUGUGCUGCUCACCCUCACUGUGUUCUUGCUGCUGUUGGCUGAUAAGAUCCCUGAGACCUCACUGGGUGUUCCAAUCAUCGUCAACUACAUCAUGUUCACCAUGAUCCUGGUCACCUUCUCUGUCAUCCUGAGUGUGGUCGUCCUCAACCUGCACCACCGCUCUCCCAACACCCAUAUGAUGCCCAUGUGGGUCCGCAAGAUCUUCAUUCAUAUACUUCCUCCUUAUCUGGGCAUGUUGAGGCCAAAGGUGGAGACCCCCCUGUCUCUCGAAACAAUUCCGCUGCGGGAGAAAAAGAUUUAUACCAUCAGCAAAGUAGCUGAUGAAUACUUCAUCCGAAAACCUGACUCAUCCAUCUUGUUCCCCAAGCCCAACAGGUUCCAACCAGAGGGCUUGUGGACAGAUCUGAGAAAGUUCAUUGACGGCCCAAGUACUUACCUUGCUCUACCUGACGAGCUCAAGUCGGCCAUAGAAGCCAUUACAUAUAUAGCUGAGGCUCUGCAGGCUGAGAAAGACUACGAAGCUCUGAAGGAGGACUGGCAGUACGUGGCCAUGGUGGUGGAUCGCAUGUUCCUCUGGAUCUUUGUCGUCUUCACCACUGUGGGAACCCUAGCCAUCUUUGCAGAUGCUAGUUUUAACCACACUCCCACUGAUCCCUUCAAAUACCCCUAAAACUUGGGGGUUUUUAACCACCUUUAGCCACUCUUCAAGAAAUGGGUCUAUUGAUAAGUUCGUGGAGGGCAGAUUGUCCUGCCAAUGCAACUUUAUGUCAAACUAUAUUUUCUAAUUUGACUCUUUUUGUCUUUAUGGAAGGAUGCUGUUCCACCUCUUUGCCACUCCAGUAUCAAUAAACCUGACUUUUUGUCCAGUCUUAGUCUACCUUUUCUUAGGGGAUGUUGAAUUUGAUCGGAUUUAAAAUAUCUAUUAGUGAAUUUUUACAUGUAACGGUGUGGAUUAUUGCAUGAAACCCAACUACUAAGUCAAUUUGAGCAUAUUGUAAUGCUGAUAAGGUAAAUAUGAUAUACUUGUAUGUCUUCUUUAGCGUUUGAGCUACAGUAGAACUCUAGAGCUGAAGUGUGGAUGUAGCUUUGGAUAUUCAUACGUAGUGUUAACACAUAAACACUAAGACAAACCAGAUGCUAUAAUGAGUGUGCUGUAUGCCUUUCAUUUCCCUGUGUCAGAAUGUGAAGCGUGGCACAUGCUUAGCGGAUAUUUCUGCAACCAUAGUAAUCCCAUUUGGGUUUUAGACACUGGUGUGUAUGUGUGCAUUUGUUUGGAUUCUUGCUAUUCUUAUGUUGGAUUGCAGAGUGCUAACUCCAUCAAAUGCAAUGAUAGCCUCAUAGUGUCUCGCUGUAUUGCUGACACACACAUUUGUCCUUGAAAUUUUGUUGUUUUAUUUUGUUUUUGACAUUUAAAUAAAGAUAUUUGAGGAGGUUA